Molecule: messenger RNA, 2217 nt
Organism: Trichomycterus rosablanca
Lineage: Eukaryota; Metazoa; Chordata; Actinopteri; Siluriformes; Trichomycteridae
Exons: 3
Coding region: 97-924 (275 amino acids)
Source: RefSeq, a predicted model, not a curated record
AUUCUGUAUUAGUCAUUCAGAUCUAAGUGUGAAUAUUAUAUUUGUCCAAGUCUGGGGCGCACAUACUGCAACACAGAGUGAAGCACACGGUGAAGGAUGAAGCUUUUGGAGCAGAAGCUGUUGGCCACAAUCCUCCUUUCAAUGGUGGUUAUGACUGAACAGCGGGAAGCUAAAAACAUCCACCUGCUUUCUCCAGAGGAGCAUAAAUUCAUCUUAAACCUGGGACAUAGUGAGCUCCCCAGAGACUGCUAUGAGCUAUGGGAAAGUUCAGGAGGCCAGGCUAGAGAUGGCAUCUACUUAAUAAAGCCUGGAGACUCACCCAUCGCCACCUAUUGUGCCAUGCAAGAAGGUGGCUGGACUGUCAUCCAACACAUCACAGUCAACAGCAGUGUAGACUUUGACCGCACCUGGAAGGAAUACAAGCUAGGUUUCGGAACUCUUACCGGCAACCACUGGCUGGGCAAUGAAUACAUCCACCAGCUCACUCAAGGACCAGGCCGAUACAAGCUCAGAAUCAAGCUGGUGGACAAGGAUGCUCUGACCAAAACUGGUGAAUAUGACCCAGUGUUGAUUGAAGGAGAAGAGGCACAGUACAGGCUUCGAUUGGGGUUGUAUCAUGGCACAGCCGUAGAUGCUCUUACUCUGGAUCCGGAGAACUACCUGCAUGACAACCAGAGGUUCACCACCAAGGAUCGUGAUAAUGAUAACUACUACCAGAAUUGUGCCAAGCUGGAGUUCCAGGGCGUCGCAGGAGGGGGAUGGUGGUACGAUGCAUGUGCUGGCGCCAACCUGAACCGCCGCAACGUCAUCUACUGGCAGAAGGACUGCAACAAGGAGCACCUGUGUAAAUAUGCUUGGAUGAUGGUAAAGCCUUCAGAUACGGUCAAAGUGCUACGGGCAGAGUGCCAACGAGAUGAACUUUGAUCUUAUUAAAUGGUAAUACAUGAGAUUGUAGAACAGCUACAGUUCUGGAAAAUCAAAUUUGCUCUUAAACAUUAAUGAAUCAGAUAGUGGAGAUAUCAAGUAUGUGAGAUUCUGUUAUAAAGAUUAAUUAAAUUAUUGUAUUAAGAGUUACACUCCUUUGCAAAUUAGAGAUGCAAACAUGUCACAUACUGUCAUAGAUUCCAAUAACAAACAAAAAGCACAAAAGGUACAUAAAAAUGUACAGUUUAUUUUGAUUUGGGUCUCUGUGGAUCUGGCACCACCCAGAAAGACUAAGCAGAGGUGUAAAUACAUUCAGGAAAGAGUGCUAAUCUAUAGCAGGGCAACACAAUCUCACACAUUCAUUUACUCAUACAUUUAGAGUGGCAUUUUAAAAUUACCUUUGCCAAGGGCACUGACACAGCCCCAUACCAUGACAGACCCUGGCUUUUGGACUUGUUGCUGAUAACGGUCUGGAUGGUCCUGUUUGUCUUUGGUCCGGAGCGCAUGGCUUCCCAAAAAAUACCUGGAAUGCUGAUUCAUCUGACCACAAUACACGUUUCCACUGUGUGAUGGUCCAUCCUAGAUGCCUCCGAGCCCAGAGAAGUUGACGCCGCUUCUGGACAUGGUUAACAUGAGGCUUCUUUUUUGCGCAGUAAAGUUUUAAGUGGCAUUUGUGCAUGUAACUCUGUAUUGUAGAGCUUGACAAAGGUUUGCCAAAGUAAUCCCUCACCCAUGUGGUUAUAUCAGCUAUUGUUGAGUGACGGUUCUUGAUGCAGUGCCGUCUGAGAGAUCGAAGAUCACGGGCGUUCAGCUUAAGCUUGCGCUUUUGGCCUUUACACACUGAAAUUCCUCCCGAUUCCUUGAAUCGUUUCAUGAUAUUAUACACUGUAGAGGGAGAAAUAUGCAAAUCCCUUCCAAUCUUUCUUUAAGAUAUACUGACAUGUAUACUGUCACAGAUUUCAAUAACAAACAAAAAGCACAAAAGGUACAUAAAAAUGUACAGUUUAUUUUGAUUUGGGUCUCUGUGGAUCUGGUACCACUCAGAAAGACUGUAGGUGUAAAUACAUUCAGGAAAGAGUGCUAAUCUAUAGCAGGGCAACACAAUCUCACACAUUCAUUUACUCAUAUAUUUAAAGUGGCUAAUUACCUUUCACAGAGACAAGAAUCAAACCAAGAUCCUGAGGUCCUACAUUGCUGCGUGGUACCCACAGUUGUCAGCUGCACCACUGUGCCACCCAUUUGUUAAUUUAUUAAAUUGUUGGUUUGUCCGUCAUUAAACAAUAUGUCAUGAAA